UGAACCUCAACUAUACCGCUUUUUUCCGGCAUGCGAGCCUGAAAGAAAAAACCUUUUGCAUUUAAGAAUAAAGAAGAUUACCAACUGUAGUUUACCAGGAAUUCAGCCUUCCAUAGUCAUCGAGUCAUCCAAAACGUGAACAAGUCAAAGAGAAAGAUUCCUGAGGGAGCUUUGAUUAAUCCUAGCACAAUCAAACCAGCACAAUACUCGAAAUGCGAUCAUCCCCGCUCGAAAAAUGACAAAACACAACAAACUAGCUUCUGAUAAUGAUGAGAUCCGUGUCGUUAAGCUUAGAAGCACUGUCGAUAACAGAAUUAAUCUGGAAUACUUGACUGUAUUAGUUGCAACGUUCUUUAAUGGUGGGAGAGUAACAGUAGUUUACGACUGGAAGUGCCCAAACCACAAUCAUCUUAAACUUUCAGGCAUAUCUCGUUUUCGCCUCUCUGAAGAAGCUCGUAUCUGGACUAAUAAAUACACCGAGAAUUUUUUUGACUGGAAAGCCAUCAAGGGAGCUCUUAGGCCAGAAGAGAUGGGGAAUUCUACAUCAGUGACAUCCAUUCCUACUACGAUGGUGAUCCAAUAUAAAGAUGUUCACAAUGCAACUGUGACUAGAAUCAACAACAGUGCUAGAAAACACUAUAAAGAUGAGACCAAAAAUGCAGAGGAGUGGUAUCUUGACUCAACCCACAAAACCUGCAUGUCUUUCCUUGACAACAAGGAAUGUUAUCUGAUGUCUGUGGUUGUAUACAACCCUGUAACUAACAAGGGAGUUCCAGUUGCUUUCUCUGUCACCAGCAUCGAAUUUAGCUCUAUCAUUCCCAAUAGAGCAGAAAUCUAUCCGGGAUUCAUUUGGACCUUUAGUUCAAAUUCUUCUGUGACAUUGGCAUAUCAAGCGUGCUUGGGAAAGUCAUGUCAAGAAGUGCAUAGUAAUAAUGAAGCCAACUACAAUGCUCAUUGGCAAAAGUUCAGAUUAGACUAUGGCAUGCAGUUUCCUGUCUUAAUGUCUUAUAUGGAGGUUAUAUGGGAACCAAAGAAAAAAAGUUGGGUUAAGGCAUGGAGACAGGAUGCUGUAUGCCAUACAAACAAUUUGAUAGAGUCUUAUCAUAACCAGCUAAAGUCCUUUUAUUUUGGCCGGUCUCGUAACUGUAGAAUUGACAAGAUUAUAUAUGUACUUUCUCAGUUAGCUGAGAGAGAUUACCGUCAGAAUACUCUUGAGAUCUAUUUUGAUAUUAAGAGUAUUAGGCUUAGUGUUGCCAACACAGAAAGAAAGAAAAAGGCAGAUGUUAUUGCCAUUGAAAGAGCAAAUGGUCUGGUCGGAGAAUUUGAACCACAAGAAUUGCAAGCAUACAAGAUGUAUUCUUGCAAAUCUUUUGGAGAGGAUAGUGAACUGGUACACUUUAUCAAGUUCACAACCCACUUACACAACUGCUCUUGCCCAGACUCUGCUCGAUUAUGCAAGCAUAUCUUCUUGGUCUCUCGAGUUCUUGACCUACCGGUGACAGUAAGACGAAAUGUCAUACUAGAUUCAGCUGCCUUGUUGGACCUGAUAAAGAAGACCCACGUUGGAUCACUCAUCACUUCCAACGCAUAUUUUAUGGUGUCCUCUUUAUCCCCAAUCGAGUAA
Phycomyces blakesleeanus NRRL 1555(-) is the source of this 1624-nucleotide messenger RNA. RefSeq lists its product as hypothetical. The transcript has 8 exons. Gene Ontology annotation, molecular function: zinc ion binding. The record is from RefSeq and is a predicted model, not a curated record. NCBI's taxonomy places the organism in Eukaryota, Fungi, Mucoromycota, Mucoromycetes, Mucorales, Phycomycetaceae. The coding region runs from base 236 to 1624 and encodes 462 amino acids.